This is a messenger RNA of Rasamsonia emersonii CBS 393.64, 2994 nucleotides long. RefSeq lists its product as uncharacterized. The coding region runs from base 1 to 2994 and encodes 997 amino acids. Gene Ontology annotation, biological process: DNA-templated transcription; positive regulation of transcription by RNA polymerase II. Gene Ontology annotation, molecular function: sequence-specific DNA binding; zinc ion binding; DNA-binding transcription factor activity, RNA polymerase II-specific. NCBI's taxonomy places the organism in Eukaryota, Fungi, Ascomycota, Eurotiomycetes, Eurotiales, Trichocomaceae. The record is from RefSeq and is a predicted model, not a curated record. The transcript has 7 exons.
AUGCUUCUUAUAUUGACUGCUGAUGGCCUCAGUUAUGUCCACAGCCUCGAAGAGAGGGUCGCGUUUCUCGAACUGAAACUCCAGCGCUAUGGCAUCCAAGACGUUGAACCAGACUCUCCGGCCUCAUUGCAGUCGCAUGCAAGCAACCAUCCAGCAGAUUCACACGCUCAGACAGCGAAAUUCUCCCUCAAACAAGACGACAGCGUCAUCCGGCCUCUUCUCAACGCCAAAACGAAUGGCUCCUCCCGCUCUCUCUCGCAGAUGCUCCGUUUCGGCACCCAAGACGACGUCUCCUUCAACAGGCUGCUGUUCGCAGAACUACACAAGACAGAAGCCACUGUCGAUCUCGCGCAGGCGUGGGAAGAACCACUCGCAGCGGCAGGAGACGACUACGUGCGGUUUGAAGUGCCGAAAAACCUGGAUCCCUCGCCCGUGUCGCUGCCAGAGACACGAGUGGCUGAAUACCUGACCAGAGUGUACUUCGAGUUUGCCAACUUCAGCUCCCCCGCGCUGCACGAGCCGACCUUUCGUCGGAAACUCGAAUACGCGUAUUCCAUCGAGGAGCCGGGUCGUGUCAAAGAAGGGGACCGUCACGCCCAUCUGGCGUUUUUCUUCUCGUAUAUGAUUUUCGCCAUCGCGUUGUUAACUCUGCAAAAGCAUGAUGCCACCGGAGUUCCGAUGUCGCUGUGUGAACGCUAUCACGGCGCGGCGCUGCGCUGCCUCGAGCCCAUCGGACUGCCGGAGCUGGGCCUGCAUCAAGAUCCGCCUCCAGGCAAAGUCGACCCGUUGACUCUGGACACAAGACGACGCGUCUUCUGGGUCGCCUACUCGAUGGACCGGACUGUUGGGACGAUCCUGGACAGGCCGUUCUGUCUGUCUGAUGGGGCCAUCGACACGCAGUUCCCUAGCCCAGUCAACGACGACCUCAUCACAAGCGAAGGAAUCGCCACCGGGGACUCUACCUCACUGGGCAAGAAAGCUUUCAGCAUUUACUACUUCCGCUACCGCCAGCUGCAAUCCGAGAUCCAGGUGACGCUGCGUGAGCGCAAGCCUGCAGCCUAUCCUCCGACCAACUACGAGACCUGGCAGCAGGACAUGCACCAGCGACUGCUCGACUGGAAGUCAUCGACGCCAAAAGACAGCGCACCGAGUAACAUCGCUCCGCCGGAGGUCCUCGAGCUGGCAUAUCACCAAGCUCUGAUUGCGCUAUACCGCCCCUCACCGAACAUUCCAAAUCCGUCGGAAUCUGCGAUGGUGAUACUAGCCGACUCUGCGUCCUUCUUCAUCAAGCUGUACCGUCGCCUGCACCGCAAAAACAAGCUGCGGCUAUUCUGGCAGGCAGUCUACAACCUGUUUGCUGCUGGGACCGCUUUGUUGUACUGCUACUCGCACUCCGCGCAGGUGCGCGAGCGCAUGUCCUUUCGGUCACUCGAGACGACUGUUCAUUCCUGUUCGGCGGCAAUGUGGGCGAUGGUCGAGCGGUUUCCUGCUGCGAAGGGGAAACGCGAUGCUUUUGACGCGAUUGCGUCUGCUGCGUUGGACGCGAUUGCAUCGACGAUGGAUAGGCCUGUGGGUAUUGCGAGAAGCGAGACGGGGUCUGCGAUAGGAGGAACUGUUGAAAGCUCUGCACCCUGUCCCGGAUCUGCAGUCAUGACAGGCAGCCAGAAUCUGGCUAACGUGGCUGAAAGGACGGCCAUGUCAGAUCCUGGCGGAGUAGAGAACAACGAUUUCAUGUCCUGGACGGGCACUGCAGGGGAGCAAAUCGCCACAGAUGAUAUAUCUCUAGAUAUGGGCGUGUUUCAGGGCGCAAGCAGUUUUUCGCUCUCUACAUGGAUUGUACUGGGUGUUGUUAGGGCUAUCACGGACGACACCGAUGCCGGAGAAGACCGACUGGCCGCAGCGAAUCCCGCAAUCACUAUUCCCGGCAUAAAAAUAGGAAAUCGCGUUUUCUGCGUUGUUAUGUUAACGCGAUUGAUUUCCAUACAUGAGGAGAUGACUGCUGUGGCGUGGAACGUGCUGCAGUUUCUAUUUCGAUAUGAGAUUAGCAAGAGUGACCAUGAUUAUAAGACGAUACUGCAGUAUAUACGCAACCAUUUUGCGGAUUAUCAAAGAAAUACAAAGUCGAAACCGCAAUUUAGUGACGAUGACUCAAAUCCGGAAGCUGUCUGCCUCCUCCUCGCUAGUCGCAGUAUUCUUUACCGUCCACUCACACAGCUCCUCCUGCUUCCUCUCAUCAUAGCUUUCGUCACUGGAUUUGAUCUGCCUCCUCUCCUUGUAAUACACGCCGCUGAUCCCCUCGACCUCCGGACUGGUCGCCAGCCAGGCCAAGUUCGCACCGGACUCCUACGGCGUAUGGAUGUUGGGCGUCAGCAGGCAGCGAAGCAGCGGAAGAAUGCGAGGCAUAACGUGCAGCCAGAGGAACCGCUCGAUGGAAUUGCCCUCUCGCACCAGCCCUGUCCCUGGCAUCAGUCCCGGGUCGAAGGCAACCACCGUCCAGGACUUUUUCGCGCGGGUGAUCCGCCGGUGGAGCGCAUACGUCUACAGCACGUUCACCAGCUUGCUGGUCAAAUACCGCUGGCGACCCGGGUUUCUGGCCGAAUCUGGCGUCGGAUGGGACAGUUCUUCGGCCGUCGUGUACUUUGCAUCUGGCAAUCCGGUCUUCUGCGCCGGGUCGUGAGUGCCGCUGGAUGUUACCACGAUGCGCGCCGUGUCUGCGAAAUGCGGCUUGAGGAGCGAGAACAGCAGCGCGUGGCCGACAUGGUUGAUGGCGAAUGUCCGCUCGAAGCCAUCGACCGUGUAGCCAACGCCGUCUGGGAAUUGCAAUCCGGCGUUGAGAAGGAGAGCCUGAAUGGGCGGAUAUUUCUUUGCUUCCCACUCGGCGACGAAGGAGCGGACGGCAGCCAGACUGGAGAGGUCCAGACGCAGGUAGCUGACAUUGGCUUGACCAAGCAGACGGUUGAUCGCUGCUGCUGCGUCGUGGCGAUUAGUGCGUGA